AUGGAUUCCCAAAAAGACAACUCAAAGGACGAGGCCAGCGCCUCGGCUCAUGCAGACAAAUCCACCGUUGACAUUGCGGAGGACAGCGACUCGGGCGAUUCUCGAAGCAUCAUUAGUAACAGAUCUAGCGAUAGUGGAGGGCAAUCGACUCUGUUUAUCAGCUCUACCAUCUCUAGAGAUGAUACCCUCAGCAAGUCAUCUAAGAAGCGAGAUCUGCUAUCCAAGAUAGGCAGCAGGUUUGAGAAAGAAGGGGUUCUCCAAAGAUUGAAUAAGUCGGACGAAAAUCAGUGGAGCUUACCUCCACCGCCCAAACUGUUGGGUCCUGAACAAGCUAUGCGUUCGCAUCCAGACCAGGGACCGCAUUCACGCCCCCCUCCCUUUCCUCGGCAGCCUGCACAGCCUAACCGAAGAUCUCCUGCCGCGCGUCCAAAGGCGCUGAAUGAUGCCAAGUGGCGCCAGAGUCUGAUGAAGAAGCGAGGGCCUUUGCCGGGAGUCAACACGGCUUCUCAGUCUCCCGAACGAAGCCAGCGCAAAUCUGGCGACGGGGGUGGGGCGAAGAGUGUGUCAACAGCAAGCAAAGCCCCUGACGGAAGUACCUCGAAAGGAGCAGCAUCGCAUACCCUCGGGCUGGCAGAAUCUCUUACAGAAGUCAUGGAAAAACAUCUUGAUCUCGAUGUUAUGGACCAGUCCCAGGAGACAUCUCAGUUCAUUGCUUAUCUUCUAGAUACCAUUGAGCUGCUACACAAUCAACUGAACUAUGCUCGAGCCCCAGAGUCGGAUCCCACGCCAGCGUCUCGUGGCUCGCAUGGUAAUUCGGACAGCCAGCGAGAGCCCCCGCCUCGAGUUCAUAUCCUGCACCAGAUUCAUUGUCCGCAUAUGCUGCACCCUCACGAUACUUUCACUUACGAGGAUGAGCCAAAAACAAUGACUGAUGCGAAUACUGGCUUCACUAUGCUUGCUGGCAAAGUCAAGGUCUCCAAUUUGGAAGCUUUCCUAAGCAAGCACCCAGAGAUAUGCUUCGUCGUCUUCAAGGAGCAUGAUUGCGCGCCGUUCCAAAGCGCGUCUUCAGCACAAGCUCCAAGAAGGCAUAAAGCCUUGAAACAGGUGGCAGAGUUCCCAAGCGGCCCCGGGAAUUCAAGCGACUCAGAGUCUGAUUACCAACGGAUGGAGGCACCGUACUUGUUUCUCUUUCAUCACCGUCAGAAGCUGGAGAGCUUGGCAGAGUCCAACCCAACCUAUGGAUCCGUACUUAUGCCGCUGUUAAACUUUAUAAAGGACAACUACGGCCAGGAAUACAAAGAGGCGGACGAGCUUCUGAAAGACGGGUGCAUCACGGCCAAAUAUAUCACGAAGCUCUUCAAGCCUAAUCACGUGGUUCUGAGCCGACGAGCUGGUGGCACCCUCGAGGCCUUCGUUCUAGAAAGUUAUGCUGAGGUUGAAAAAGACAGGGUGGACUUCGUAGGCUGGUCUUGGCAGUACGACGGUUCUGAGCUAUUCAGGAAGUUUUGGUCAGGCAAGAUGAAUAGGGUUGCGGAAGGACGUACCCCUAUCGCGGAUUUGUCCAUACACCCUAUCAAGUUUGCGAGAGUGGCCGAUAUCGAGGCACUCGAGACGAGGGGCCGACAAUUCUGGGACAUGAGAGACCAGGUCUACAAGUGCUACACGGGCUGGGAUAAGUCGCGGAGCUAUUACUACGUCGAUGCUCGAUUCAUGGUUGAUGUAUCAUCGUACCAGCUCAUGCAUCGUGCAGGUACCAGCCACCCUCGGUCCGACUGGACUCUAUCGCCUUUUGACAAGUGGCCUACCCGAAUCGACCGCAGCGAGGAGAACCUCCCGCCAGACACUAUCAUGCUCCUGCCCGCUACUAUAUAUGGCUUCAGCUUUCAGGAAAAGAAAUGGGUGAACUUGAAUGUUGAGAACUUCUUCCCGGUCAACUGGAACAAGAAAGCAUUCGAGCGCCUGGUUCUCGAUCCCAAGACCAAAGAGAUGAUCUACGCGCUGGUUGAUGUCCAAAGCUCAGCCGAAAAAAUGGACGAUAUCAUCAAGGGAAAGGGCAAUGGCCUCAUUGUCUUACUCCACGGCAGCCCGGGGACAGGGAAAACACUGACGGCAGAAAGCGUGGCCGAGAUCGCAGAGAAGCCCCUUUAUCGGGUUACCUGUGGAGACAUCGGAACCGACGCCAAGGAAGUCGAGGACUAUCUACAAACUGUGUUGCACUUGGGCAAGAUCUGGGACUGUGACCCAGUGCUGCUGCUGGACGAGGCAGAUGUCUUCUUGGAGGAGAGAACAAUGGCUGACCUGCAGAGAAACAGUCUGGUGACUGUGUUUCUCCGCGUCCUCGAGUACUAUGAAGGCAUCCUCAUGCUGACUUCCAACCGUGUCGGAACCUUCGAUGAAGCGUUCAAGUCGCGCAUCCAAGUGGCCAUUCACUACGACAACCUGUCGAAAAAGGCACGAAAGGCCAUCUGGCGCAACUUUUUCGAUAUGAUUGAGGACUCGCCGCAUGAAGAUGUCAAUAUGCCCGAGCUCGAGCGACGGCUAGACGAGCUCUCGGCCGAGGAGAUGAAUGGGCGGCAGAUUCGCAAUGCGCUGCGAACCGCGCGUCAGCUCGCCAAGCACAGGAAUGAGAGGCUGGACUGGCCGCACCUGAGCCAGGUCAUCAAGACAUCGGGGGCCUUUAACAAGUAUCUCAAGGCUGUGAGGGGCCACAGUGAUGACCAGUGGGCUCGGGAAGAGAUGAUUAGGUAG
Verticillium nonalfalfae is the source of this 2748-nucleotide messenger RNA. RefSeq lists its product as uncharacterized. Lineage: Eukaryota; Fungi; Ascomycota; Sordariomycetes; Glomerellales; Plectosphaerellaceae. The transcript has 8 exons. Bases 1 to 2748 code for a protein of 915 amino acids. The record is from RefSeq and is a predicted model, not a curated record. Gene Ontology annotation, molecular function: ATP binding; ATP hydrolysis activity.